AUGGCGCGACCCAAUGGCUACGGUACCGUCUCGAAUGACAAUCACGCAGAGAAUGGCAUGCUCAGUGGCUCAGAUGGUGAACGAGCAGCACUACUCAGCAAACCCGAGGAUGGCAAUCUUGUCCUACGACGAAUCCAGGGCCAUAUGACUGUCGAUAUCAGCAAGGCUUGGGGUGAUCUUAUUCUUCUUGGCUGCUACAUCAUUACCGGGUUGCUGGAUAGUAGUAGCGUACAGGUAUGGGGUAGUUUCGUGAGCAUGCAGACGGGCAACACAAUCUACUUCGGCCUCGGCCUCGCCGCCCCCUGGAAAUCCAAUCGCUGGAUCCGUGCCGGAAUCUCCGUCGGCUGCUUCUGCAUCGGCUCCUUCUUCUUCGCCCGUUUCCACCGUUAUCUAGGCCAACGAAAACGCUGGGUCAUGGUCCUGUCCUUCACCAUCCAAAUCAUCCUUAUGAUCAUCGCCGCUUUGAUGGUCACCCUUGGCCCGGUAACAGGAACAUCCGACCCUGUGACCAUCUGGAUCAGUCUGCCUAUCGCACUUAUCGCUUUCCAGUCUGCGGGCCAGGCGGUCUCGAGUCGAGUGCUGGGCUAUAAUGGGCUGACCUCUGUGGUGCUUACGAGUAUUUAUUGUGAUUUGUUUAUGGAUCCCAAGUUGCUUACGGCGAGUCCGCGGGAGAAUAUUGAGAGGAAUCGUCGGGCGGCGGCGGCGGUUUGUGUGGCCGUUGGGGCGUUCUUUGGUGGGCUUUGGGGGAACAGUGAGUAUGGGCUGCCUGGAGCGCUGUGGACGGCGAUCGUGCUUAAGGGGAUUGUGAUUGUGCUGUGGUUCUUUUGGAAGGCUGAUAAGGAGUCUACGGCAUAA
This is a messenger RNA of Recurvomyces mirabilis, 855 nucleotides long. RefSeq lists its product as uncharacterized. The record is from RefSeq and is a predicted model, not a curated record. NCBI's taxonomy places the organism in Eukaryota, Fungi, Ascomycota, Dothideomycetes, Mycosphaerellales, Teratosphaeriaceae. The transcript has 2 exons. Bases 1 to 855 code for a protein of 284 amino acids.